AAGGUUCUGUAGAUCAGGUCAAGUGAAUAAUUCAGUAGUGCUGGCCGGUUGAACAGAAAUAUUGUAUCAGAAUGGAUAUGAAGAGGGUGAAUAUCGUAUGGGGGAUUCUAUGGGUCUCGACGCUAUUUGUUCUCUCAGUGUCAACCAAAAUGAUCACCAGACCGAUGAUUAUCAACUUUGGUGAUUCAAAUUCCGACACAGGCGGAGUUUUGGCAGGUGCAGGACUUCCCAUUGGCCUUCCACAUGGCAUUACGUUCUUUCACAGAGGGACGGGUCGUUUUGGUGAUGGCAGACUCAUCAUUGACUUUUUCUGUGAACAUAUGAAGCUGAGUUAUUUGAGCCCAUAUCUUGAAUCACUAGCACCAAAUUUCACAAGUGGAGUAAACUUUGCAGUAGCUGGAGCCAUGACUCUACCACAAUUUGUUCCUUUUCAACUCGAUGUUCAAGUUCGCCAAUUCAUUCAUUUCAAGAACCGGUCACUUGAACUCCUUUCACUUGGUUCUGGGGGCUUUAUAAAUGAAGAUGGAUUUCGAAAUGCACUUUACAUGAUAGAUAUUGGACAAAAUGAUCUCCUGGUUGCACUAUAUGCAGCAAAUCUAACCUAUGCACCGGUUGCAGCCAAAAUUCCAUCUUUUAUAGCAGAAAUCAAACUGGCCAUCCAAAAUAUAUACCUAUAUGGGGGGAGAAAGUUCUGGAUACACAACACAGGGCCACUAGGUUGUGCACCUAAAGAGCUUGCAUUACAUCCACACAACAAUACCGAUCUUGACAGAAUUGGAUGCUUUCGUGUCCACAAUGAUCUAGCCAAGCUUUUCAACAAAGCGUUGCGUAAAAUGUGCAAAGAGUUGAGACUAGUACUAAAAGAUACAAAAAUUGUAUAUGUGGAUAUAUACACCAUCAAAUAUAAUCUCUUCUCAAACCCCUCAAACUAUGGAUUUGUAAAACCAUUCAAGGCAUGUUGUGGGUCUGGAGGGGAUCCGAAUAAUUACAAUGUGAAAGCCACGUGUGGACAACCGGGGUAUAGCAUAUGUGACAACGUAACAUCGGCUAUAGUAUGGGAUGGUGUUCACUACACAGAAGCUGCAAAUAAGGCAGUUGCUGCUACGAUCCUAUCCACACCAUCGCUGAAACUGGAGCGGUUUUGGUAGGGUUGACUACAUGAUCGUGUACUAGUAGUUUG
This is a messenger RNA of Erigeron canadensis, 1180 nucleotides long. Its product is annotated as GDSL esterase/lipase At3g62280-like. The coding region runs from base 72 to 1148 and encodes 358 amino acids. Gene Ontology annotation, molecular function: hydrolase activity, acting on ester bonds. The transcript has 5 exons. The record is from RefSeq and is a predicted model, not a curated record. NCBI's taxonomy places the organism in Eukaryota, Viridiplantae, Streptophyta, Magnoliopsida, Asterales, Asteraceae.